GUAAAUAUUGUAUUCAAUAAAAAAAAAAUUACUUGAUUUUAACAAAGUUAUGUUACUUUCUUAUAUUUAACUUGGAACUUUCAAAAGUUAAAAAUAUACCAACUCGACUUUAAGUGUUCAAUGUUAACUUGCUGAUGGUUCUAUACCUGUUUUUGUAUUAUUAUACUAUAAGAAAUUUAGUAAACAUCAAGGGCCAACUAUUUUUCGAUGUUUGUGGUGAACACAGAUCCAUGUCCCCUCCCCCUCUUAAUCCAGGCCGUGCAUGAUAUUAUUUGUAAUGACAUACUGCAAAGUUAAGUUAAGCUCAUACGUUUUGAUGGAGUUUAAGAUUCUUAAAAUGAUAAAAAUAAAUAUUUUUGCUGUUCCGAGUUAUGAUUAUUGUAACAGUAGGUACUUUUUUUUGUAGGUAUAGAAUGCCACUUUUUGUCAAAAAAAUACUUUCUUUGAUGCAGCUAAUUGCUUGUACAAUGACAUAAAAUACCAGUCCCGAGACUAACUUAAGAUAAAGAAAAAUGUUACUAGAUAUAUUUCCUCUGCAAGGAGAACAAAAUAACUGUUGAUUAUGUUUUUAUGACAAUAAACAAAGCGUUAAGCAAAAUAAAAAUAGAAAAAAAAAGUUGUUUCUCUCUGAACAAUAUAUGUACCUAUAUAAAAUUUUUUAAAUAUAUUCAUGAUAUUAAAUUUGUCUUAAAACGCGUUGAAAUUGUUACAAAUCGUGGACAAUAAUCAUAGUUGCAUUAUGAUAUUAUGGUUUACCUACUUCUAUGUUAAUCCACAGGACAAAAUAUCUCAUAAAAAUGUUUCAUCGGAAGUCAGUUCACAUGAUAAAAUUUCGAAUAAAUCAAUGGUUCGAGAAUUUUAUGAGGAAGCCGUGUAACGGAAACGACGUACACAACACUCUAUUGUGACCAAAGAUUACUGUGUAGCCAAGAAAAAUUACCAAGAGUUUAAGAAGCAAACGAAACAAAUAACAAAAAUAAAUAGGAAACAAGUUGAAGGACCACAAUGGUAUCAAGAAUUGUCUGACCAACAGAUUUCUGUACUGGAUAAACUUUUUCAUAAUAUGAAAGAAGACUUUGAUUUGGCCACAACAAAGAGUACUAGACGGGCACUCAAGGCUUUAGGCGUUAGUACGUUUAUCCCACACGCUGUAGUACAAGAUGCUUUUCUCAAAGCUGAACUUUAUGUGAUAGAUUUUUUGCAGACAAUUAAGGAUUAUGUGAUACAAAAGAAUAAGGAUAAGAUCGGCGAUCAUACAAGCAACAUAAAAAAAGAUUAUUUGCCAGAAGAACGGAUUUUAAUGUGUAGUAUACUUCACUUAGCAUAUCCAUGUUUUAUCAAAAGACUAAAUUAUUUUCUCAAAGAUGCCGUACCUGAAAAAAAUCUUAAGUACAUAAAACUUCCAAAAUCAACAAGAUCCACAAAAAAGUAUUCAUCUCCCUAUUUAGAACCAUUACCCCAACCUGAUCACCCGUGGAGUAAAGUGAAAGAGGUCAAGUUUCACAAUAUGAAAGUAAGAAAACAAAGGAUGCGUAAUAAAAUGAAAGCAAUACAACUGCAACAACAGUAUGACAAGGAGAUCGAAGACGAAAUAAAGACAACAAUGCAAAUGAAUAUCACUUGCCCCAAAAACUCAGUGAAUAAAAUGUUUUGCAAACCGCCAGUGUUGAAACAGAUUGAGAAUGAAAAUGAAAAUAAACUAAUUCCGGAAAUCGGGAUUCCUACAGUCGGAGCCAAUAAUUAUGAAGAUGACGUGAUGCAGAGCAGUGGAGUUGUGCAGACCGCAAUCGGUGAGGAGGAGUGGCAGGAGCAGGAGGAUGCGUACCCCAUGACCAGUCGAGAGUUCAUGGAGAGCGAAACAUGGCGUUCCCGUCGAUGGUCGACUGCUUCUGGCGAGACGAUAGUCACGGAAAAUACGUCCACGCCAGAUCACGCCAGACACACACAACCGCCUACGCAAGACAGCUGGUUGAAAAAGCCAUUUGGCUGGCUUAAUGCUGAUUACAAGGCAUCAAACGUUUCGAUCGAUUCGAUCGACGAGUCGUCGACCAGCACCCUAUUUGAAACGAAUCCGCACAAGACGAUUGUAGUGAUCGAUUUCGACAAUUCGGUGGACCCGUUCGAUUGCGACGUGGCCACUGGGGAUAGUGGAAAAAAGCUGGGUGGUGAACAGGAAUAUGACGGCGAGAGCGACGAUGACGUACUGCUAUCUGAAACGUUGCGUGACCUCAAUGUGACUAAAAUGGAUGCGAACGAGGAGAAAAUUUGUCAGAUGUUCCAAAACUACAGCGUCAACGUAGCGACCGGCAACCAGCAGCAGCCGUCAGUGUUUUCGUCUGGAACCGGUAUUACGGUGGCCAAAAUUGAUCGGACCAAACAUGUAGACACACCGUCGAUGAAAGGCGUGCAAGGCUCGCCACAACAGUCAAAGGCACAGGUGGCCGUCGAAGAUACCGAAAAAGGACAGUCAUCGGUGAUUGACCUAGAAAAGAAGAUGUCUGUACAUGAAUUUUUACCCAAUGAUCAGGGCAGCCUCGAAGUAGCUGCACUAGUUGACGACGGUGUCAUCGAUAAUUCUGCAACGAUCAGAGACUGCAAUCAUGACGUGUGCUCUGAUGAACGAAAGCCGCCUCUUAUCAACGAGGACGGCUCCGUAAACAUGGCACGACUCCACGCUAUAAUUCACAAACUACCGAAUUGGAAACAGCUAAGGGUGGUAUUGAAAUUGAUGUCAAUUAUGGGUGACCCUAUAGCAAGUUUUCCGGAAAUAAUCGAACUGAAUAAAUUGCGGAGGUGGUACGAAAUACGGAUAAACGGAAACCGACACAUUACGUCGAAAAUGAAACAAAAUCUGAUGAUACAGUCGAUAAACGCGUGGAGUGUUCCACGGACCAAACUGAAGUCCGUUCAAGUACCACAGAACCCAAUACAAGGUAAGGGCAACAUCGGUGCGAUGAAAAUUACUUGGGAUCGAGUGGACGAAAUGAAACGCAAAAUCAAGAAGACUAAAUCUGAGUACCUUUUCAAACUCAAAAGAGUGUCGAUCAACAACGCGAGGACAAUGUACCAGACUAUGUAUAAUGACUAUUGCAACACCCGUUUGUGCAAAAACUUUAAACAGUCGUAUUACGAUUAUUUCCCAGCAAAAGAGGACGAUUGCUUGUUCGAGUAUGUCGCCGAUCGAAAGAUCACCAAAUAACAACUUUAACUUAAAAACGUGAU
Molecule: messenger RNA, 3222 nt
Organism: Myzus persicae (green peach aphid)
Lineage: Eukaryota; Metazoa; Arthropoda; Insecta; Hemiptera; Aphididae
Exons: 12
Source: RefSeq, a predicted model, not a curated record